AUGGAUUCCUCUCUUCCUGCUGAUCCAUAUGCCGCCUUAGGAGUGUCCAAGAAUGCCGAUGCAGCUACUAUCAAAUCGACAUACCGGAAACUGGCCUUGAAAUGUCACCCAGACAAAGUCACCGAUGAGUCGCAGAAGCAGCAGAAGCGGGAGGAAUUCCACAGAAUCCAGCAGGCGUACGAGUUGAUUGGCGACGAGGAUAAGCGGACAGCUUAUGAC
Molecule: messenger RNA, 219 nt
Organism: Lindgomyces ingoldianus
Lineage: Eukaryota; Fungi; Ascomycota; Dothideomycetes; Pleosporales; Lindgomycetaceae
Product: heat shock protein DnaJ
Exons: 1
Source: RefSeq, a predicted model, not a curated record